Molecule: messenger RNA, 948 nt
Organism: Papilio machaon (common yellow swallowtail)
Lineage: Eukaryota; Metazoa; Arthropoda; Insecta; Lepidoptera; Papilionidae
Product: UPF0692 protein CG33108
Exons: 2
Coding region: 114-926 (270 amino acids)
Source: RefSeq, a predicted model, not a curated record
CAUUCGCCUUUUGCUAUUACGUCAACGUCAAUGUCAUUUCGUGACAUUAGAAAAUAGGUUACAAAAUAAUGUAACUUUUAUUUAUUAAGUAACGAUCAUAUCAUUAAAUCAUAAUGUGCACAACACCGUCAUCAUCAGCACCUCCGCCUCCGCCACCCUUACCACUCUUAACACCCGAAAGCAAAUUUAGAUCCAACAAAUCUCAUGAAAUUUCUGAGGAUCCAAGUAUUUGUGAAUGGGCUUCUUCAGAAUUAGAUUUAAGGAAAGCUUGCAUAACAUAUCAAAUAUGCCUCACUCGUGCACCUUUUCGUUAUAAAUACAAACAUUUUCAAUAUAUACUACAAGAAGGGCCGACUUGUGGUUUGGUAGCUCUGUCCAUGUUUGUUAGGGGAGAAGUCGCCCCAGAAGAAUUGCUAAAUCUCAGUAAGUUUCUUGGAUACAGCAAUAAUGGCGAGAUGUUGAGUUGCAAAGAUAUGGCUAAAUUAGCCGAGAGGGUAUUAAGUUUGGCUGAAAUGGAAAAUAUUACAUGUACUUUAAAAAAAGGUGGACUUUAUAGUCAAGAAAUCAUUGAAGAUUUGUUUAAUGGUGCUAUUUUAUUAGUUCCUUACGAUGCUGAUUAUAAUCAUUCACCUUGUCUAAGGCAAGGUCACACAGCACACUGGGCUCUAGUUUGUGGCAUAAUAAUUAUUAAGAACCCUGGAGAUACAUACAUGUCUGACCCUAGUAAUAUCUAUGUUUUAUGCAGACAUGGAAAGUCUAAGCUUGUUGCUGCUUGGACUCUAGAUGACCUAUAUAAAAGUAACAUGAAUUUAUGGGAGUUCUGUCCAAAGAAAGCUAACGAUGGCCUAUUAUAUGUCCAGCCGGAGGGAGGAUUGGGGGGAGAAAAUGGGUUGCGGGAUCAAUUUUUAUUAUUCAAGUAUACUUAAGUAUAAGUAUUUUAUAGUUGGU